Molecule: messenger RNA, 840 nt
Organism: Hypanus sabinus (Atlantic stingray)
Lineage: Eukaryota; Metazoa; Chordata; Chondrichthyes; Myliobatiformes; Dasyatidae
Gene: hsd17b3
Product: hydroxysteroid (17-beta) dehydrogenase 3
Exons: 10
Coding region: 1-840 (279 amino acids)
Cellular component (GO): endoplasmic reticulum
Molecular function (GO): oxidoreductase activity
Source: RefSeq, a predicted model, not a curated record
AUGGAAGAGCUCUGGGUUCUCAUCGGGAUUCUAGUUAUUUUAAUACCCCUUCUGAAAUGCCUUAGGUAUUUCCUACUCACCAAAUGGCAUGGGGUACCAAACUCUUUCUUCACUUCCAUGGGGGAAUGGGCAGUUAUCACUGGCUCAACAGAUGGUAUUGGAAAAGCAUAUGCACAUGAGUUGGCCAGGCGUGGUUUAAACAUAUUACUCAUAAGCAGGUCUACAGAGAAGUUACAAAAGGUUGCAAAUGAAAUAGAGCAAGCCACAGGAAGAAAUGUAAAAAUAAUUCAGGCAAACUUUAUUAAUACGGACAUCUAUCAGCACAUUGAAAAAAAUCUGAGAGGCCUUGAUAUUGGGAUCCUGAUAAAUAAUGUUGGAAUUAUACAGGAAUCACACCCAUGUAAAUUUCUCGAAAUGAACGAUCUGGAUAAGACCGUCAAUGAUAUGAUUUCUGUUAAUGUGGUGGCUGUGGUCAAGAUAUAUUAUACUUUCAGAAAAAAGGGUUUGAUCCUGAACAUUUCAUCUGGAACUGCUAAUUUCCCAUGUCCUUACUACUGUCUGUACUCAUCUACAAAGAUCUUUAUCGAAAGAUUUUCUAGAGGCUGUCAAGCAGAAUAUGGAUCAAAGGACAUUAUUAUACAGUGUUUAAUGCCCUACGGUGUGGCUAGUCAAAUGUCAAAAUCUGAUCCUGGAUUGAUGGUUCAGAGCGCUGAACAAUUUGCAAGAGAAUCAUUGAACUGUGUCCUGCUUGGGGAUCGAUGCAGUGGCUGUCUGAUGCAUGAAAUACUGGUUUCUUGGUUUAUGGCCACCUGUGAGCAAGCAAAUCUCAAGGUUGUAUAA